Brassicogethes aeneus is the source of this 1677-nucleotide messenger RNA. The record is from the annotation of a GenBank genome assembly. NCBI's taxonomy places the organism in Eukaryota, Metazoa, Arthropoda, Insecta, Coleoptera, Nitidulidae.
AUGCAAUUAGAGGAGGCAAUAGCGCAGGAAGAAAACUACAAAAAACUUGAUUUCAAACUGUGGAAUUUAGUGGUGUUAAGGAGAACAGUUGUGUUUAAAGAUGUUUAUCUAAAUUCUAUAUCUAAUCCCGAUGUAGUUGAUUCCAUAGAUAAUAUUUUUGUGAAUACAAUACUUGUGGAUAGUAUUUUUGGUUCCACAUCACCAGAAAUAUCAUCUGAGGAGUCAGACAAAGAACAAACAAAAUGUUUGUGUGGUGAUUGUGGAGCCAGUAUGUCAACAGAAUUAAUAAGUAAUUUAAACGACUGGGUACUUGAAUGUAAUAUUGCUCUUAUACAUAUAAACUUUGCAGUUGUAGUUUUAAACAAUGAUGAUGACGAAGAAAUAUUUUCAGAAGUUCCAUCAAUCUGGCUGACAAAAAAUAAUACAAAUUGUCUUUGGCCUCCAAAACAUCAUACCCUCUAUAUAAGUAAAAUGUUCCCUUCUCAGGAGGAUUGGGAUAAAUAUGAAAUAGAAGUAGAAUGCUUUUGUGGAACACAUGCGGAGGCCAAACAAAAGGCUGAAGGCACCCAAAAUGAAAGCCUAGAAGGAAGGGGGUGUAGGAUACCUAAACCCCGCGAUUAUUUUAGUCCCGCUGAAGAAGAAAUGCGAGCAAAAAAAUUAAAGGCGAAAAAACAAUGUGUUACAAUUGUUAAAAAGCGAUGGGAAAAUCUACGAGAUAGAUUUGUCAGGGCUCACAGAGAGAUGAACACCCAACCUCCUUCCGGUUCUGCAGGUGGAUGUAAAAAGUCCCAAGAUUUUAUAUUCUAUAAUCAAAUGCUAUGGCUGGCAACAUAUAUAAGAGAGAGAAGCUCACGAUCAUUCACACUGAGAUUAUUUUGCUAUGGUUGUGGAGGACAAAAUAGGAACUCGCACAUCAUCCACACUUUGUAUUAUUGGUUAAAGUUAAAAUCUCCACCAGCUUUAUCAGAAGAUAUAAUAACGUACCCAGUCCGUGGUCACUCUUUUCUACCGGCCGACCGAGUGUUUGGUCGCGUAGAACACGAUCUAAAAAAACAUCCACUUAUCAUAUCAAAAAACGAUUAUAAUGAAAUCUACAAAAGCCAUGGAGUUGUCAGGUCACUUAACAGUGACAAAGGAAAUGGCUGGAGAAUCCACAAUAUCAAAUUAUUAGGAGAAAAACUCAAGAAGAUCAAUGGCAUUUCUAAUAUGAAAGACUGGUACCGAACAAUAUUCAACACUAACAAAACCAAGCUCCCGAGGGACACUCCACUCAGACUUAAAGAAAGGUCAUUAGCAGGUCGAAGGGGCAUACCCAAGAAAAAGAAAAAAUCUUUGAAAAAUUUAUUGAUUAAGCAAUUUGGAAAAGAUUGGAAGAAUGACAAAGACUUGGCUUGGUACAAUGAUUUACUAGGUAGGCAAGGAAUCAAUAUAGAAGAUGAGACAUCAGAUUCUGAACCAUGCGAUUGCCUUGCAGAAAAGAAUGCAGUGCAUAUUUAAAAAAGAAAAGCUGAAAAUUUAAGUGAACUUUUGUCAAAUUCAGAUGACACAGUGAAAGAUAGUGAGGAUGAGAAAGAAAAAGAAAUUCCAUUAGCCAAAGUAGCAAGGCUAGUGGAAAAAGAAAACCAAAAAGUUGGGUUUUUGGACGAGGAUGAUGAUGGUGAAAGUGAAGGUGAUUAA